GCUUCCUUUUCCGCCACAGUUUAAACUAACAGUUGUGGUCAUUUCUACGCUGUCAGUCAAAUGUUUACAAGUGCUGCUCCAAAAGAAAACCACAGUUUUAAGUCUGCCCUGGUAGCACCUUGUUAUUACCGUAGCUGCUGGUUAUCCAACAGAAGAACUACCUACUGUGAUGGCUCUGCCUCCAGAGAAGGUUACCGAGCUGAAGCAGAUCAUUCACGACCAUCUGCACAGGGUGAGAAACCCACUGAAGGUUUUAUUAGAUACAUGUUUAUAGUUUUGAAGAAAUGUCAUUUAUGAGCUCUGUUCUUCAAAUGCAUGCACACUGAUAAACCUGUUCACCACCUAACAUACAAGAACGACUUUUUGCUUGAUCAUUCGCCGUUUACACCAGUGAAGUGUUCAGUCUUCCAGUACAGUUGAAGUCCUGUCGAGGUACUGGUUUUGUUUUGAUGUUUUUACAGCCCCUCAAAAGGUGAAAACACCUUCAGGAUACACACUAAGGGAUAAAUACUUACACUCAGAUAUUUAUUUUUACCUUUAUCAUUGUCGACCCUUCUUACCAAUGACGUUAAAAACUCAUGGUGUUGGUGGGCACAGAGACAAUAAGGGGCACCUACCUCACCCUAAAAAUAAACCUUGGUAAGUUCUUAAACUCAAAAGUUAACUUAAAUGGGACACAGCAGCUACUUACCUGAGAGCAGAUUGAUUUAGCUUUAAAAGACACGUCACAGAUCAUUUUACAGGCAGAGUGUAGUAUAGCCUGUUAUUCAUAAAUGCACACAGCUGACAGAUGCAGCAGUAUCAAUAUCAAGUACAUAAAUUGGUAAAGGGGGGGAUUAGACCUGUAAACCUGUACCCCCUUUGACCCAACCUGAGACCCCUUGUUUGAACUUACAGUUUGCGCAUUCCUUAUAAGCUCUUGAUCCAGAGGUUUUUGUCUGGUUAAAAUAUCCAGGAAGACAGAGCUAAAUCAUUCAACAGGUUUUGCUCUCUUGUCCUCAUUUAUUCUCUCAUGGAUCUGUGGCGAUCCCAUUGCAUCAGGCAUAUCUUAAUGGUUAGAGAUAGUGAUAUGCUACAUGCCCUCUCUGGAUGUGUUCAUUACAAAAGUGACAAAGUGUGAUGUGAAUAUCACUUUGCUUUUGAUGCACACUCAGAGUUGAAGGUUUCAAUUCAGUAACAAUAUGACACAUGAGUAAGAUUAAAAUAACAUCAUAAAAGCAGUUUUUAUAACUUAAAGCUUAUUUGUUUCGCAAAGAAGUUAAUGUCUGAUGAAUACUAGUGUGCACAGGCAGGAUCUGUGUUAAAAUUGUGAUUAAUCCUUGCCUAAAAAUAAGACUAUUAUUAUGUUGAAUUAUUAUUAUCAUUAUUAAGGCUAGUCUUUCAGAUAAAGUGAUUUGUGGUUACCUUUCUUCAAGGAUAAGACUCAUCAAAUCUUCAGCUCCUGUUUGUUAUUAAAUCUCAAGUAUUCCUGAUAACACAGUGAAGUCACAUGAGGUGUGUUUUGUGAAGUAUGGAGAUAUUCAGAUAUGUUGAGCUCCUACUCUUUUCUGGUUGUCAGAUGGAUAUCCACGGGAAAAUCCGAGAGGUGCUGGCUGAGACCGUGAAGAGUGACCAGGGUCCAGCGUACCAACCUCUGACUGAGGUGGAUUUCCUCAACGCGUUACAGCGAAGGGGCAUCAUUGAGGAUGUGAUGAAGAACCUUCCCUUCCACAGCACUGACAGACAAACAGAAACAGAACAAGGAUCCCCGCCAAGACCUGCUGCUAACAAGAAUGUUACUUCGUUGGGAAAAAGUGAGUUACGGUGUUUACACUAAAAGUAUGGCUGAUUGUCUGUCAGUAUAAAGUCCCUUGAGGAUUCAAUCUGUGAAGAUGCAAUUUUAUCCUUUCAGCUAACAUUGACCCAUCAAGGCGGUACCUCUACCUCCAAGUACUAGGUGGCAAGGCCUUUCUGGAGCAUCUCCAGGAGCCAGAGCCUUUACCUGGGCAGGUGUGCUCUACAUUUACACUCUACCUGCACUUCCGCAACCAGAGGUUUCGCUCAAAGCCAGUGCCCUGUGCCUGUGAGCCAGAUCUAAAAGAAGGCUUCUUCCUAGAGAUCUACAAAGAGGGUGUAGGUAUGUAUGUGAAAAUGAGUGCAGCUGUUGCCAGUCAGUCAAAAUUGCUUUAAGUCUGCUUCUUAGUUUGUCAUUUUAUAAUUACAACGCUCUUUACUCUACAGGAAAAGGCAGUACUAUGGCUGAUUCAACUACCAUGCUGUCUAUGUGUGACCCGGUUCACUUUGUACUUAUCAAGACAGACACCUCCAGUGAGACAACACUGGUCUCAUCCUACUUCCUGGACUGGAGGAGCGUCCUUUGCUCACUUAGUGGGAAGACUUGCAUUGCUGUGGAGCUGAUGGGAGUUGGUAAGUAAUUGUGAUUUGAAUGGUGAUUGUUGGGCUGGGCUCUGCUUUCAAUGACACAACAAGAGGGAGGUCUGUUGAAAAGAGGAUGGGAACUACUGAUGUAGACCCUUAGCUGAUACAGCAUUAAGAAUGAGCGGGAUACCCAAAAUAGUUCACCAUUUGGGAUAAGAUUGUUAAUAUCUUAUCCUUUCUGCUGGAGAAACAUGCUCAAUACCAAUAAAAAUGAGAAAUGCAACUGUGUGACUCAUCAGCUGGAAAAGGUUAGCAACAGGGCUCCUCUGCCCAGACUGAUGAAGACUAAUGAAAGUAACUGAUUGAUAGAGUAAAGCAAGGUUAUGGAUUUAUGAUUCAGGCUCAUACAAGUGCUAAGCCCAUACUGACAUUAAAAAUAUCAAAUAAAUACCACUAGAGAGAAUUGAAUCACUCUGAAAACUAUUUCAGCACUGAAUGUCAUUUAAAGGAUGGUUCCCCUUUCUUUAAACGGAACAAUGACUAUCUGACAGGAAAGACUUCCAUUCCUUGAACAUAAGUUGAGUUUUUAUCAUCCAAGCAGAACAACUGAAAGCGUAUGGUAAACAUGUUACUGAUCUGAUAUCACAAAUAAUUCAUUCUGUGAAAUAGUACAAUACAAGAAUAUGCUUCAAUACACUUUUUUAAAAACACCUGCAGUUAACCUCUUACUUCGUCUGUCUGUCUGCCUGCCUGCCUGCCUGCCUGUCUGUCUGUCUGUCUGUCUGUCUGUCUUUAACCAGGGAGUGAAUGCAAAGUUCCAGCUGGUGUUUUGACUGUCAGUCUGGAGCUCUACCCUCCUCUCACUGAGGCUCUGAGCAGUGACAUCAUCAGCACACAGGUCAACACUGAAGUCUUUUAUUCCUCAGCCUGUUCAUCCCUCUGUUUAUUCAUCUGCUUCAUUAGAAAUGAAUGAGGAAGGCCUUUAGCUAACAGUGAAUCAUUACAGCAGAAUUCCAUUAAUGCUGUUUAGAGUCAAUCAGUGUUGAUCCUAACACAGCACUGAUAACAGAAACAUCUAAGCUCUAUACAUUCACUCUCUGACAUCACUGUGUAUUUCCCAUUCAGCAAUCACUGGAGAGGCAGAGGACUGCAGAGAGGGAAAGGCUUUUUUUGGUUUAUGCUAAGCAGUGGUGGAGAGAGUUUCUGGAGAUACGUCCUUCACACCAGUCCAAACUGGUUAAGAUCUUUGCACAGGUUUGUCCACUUUUACAUGUGUGUUGAUAUGAGAUCCUGAACUGAUGCCACAGAGACCAACAGUGUUGUCUGGGUGUCCCUCCCUGCAGGAUGAGAACGGCAUCAACAGGCCGGUGUGUUCCUAUGUGCGGGUUCUCCGGGCAGGUCGGCUGCUGGAGAGCCCUCGACAGGCAGCCCGCUUUGUCAGCCUGCUGGCCCAUGAGAGGGCCCCAGUGGUGGGGGGAGGAGACAAGCAGGAGCAGUGGUGUACAUUAAUGGCUUUCCUGUGUAGAGGGAAGGUAAGGAGAACUGGCUGACUUCUUGGCAGCCACUCUAGAGAUUGACUCAUUUUUCAGAUGACAGUGCACUUACUUUACUGCUGGAGUCUUACAGCCAAAGACAGAGACAAUGGCAAAAUUAUAGCUGGUCAAACCAGAACUCCUGUGACAUUGUGUGCUCAUUCAUCCUCCUCUACUCAAACAAAACAAAAUAUGCAUCCGCACAGGGCAGGGCAAUUGAUCCCAAAUGAGCCGAAACAGACAUUCAGAGCCUCCAGCUGACAUACUCUUAUCCAUUUAUUUUUUAUCCUCAAUUUUUGUUAAGGCUCUCCCCACUGUAUUUUCAUUUACUUCCACAGUAAAGAGUGUGUGGUCAUGUGACUGUGUCUGUGACAUAAAAGCAACAUAGAGCAGACUAGAGAAAAGGUCUGUGUCUGUUGUUUGGACACUUUUUUAGGCUUUCCUGAAGAAAACUUAACACAAAAAGAAGUCUCAUGUAAACACAGAAGAAAAAUGGUUUACAAGUCAGCUUCUGUGAUGGUGUGGGGAUGCAUAAUUGUACACUGCACAGAUAUAAUCUGACAUAUUUUGGUGGGCAGUAUUGAUUUUGAAUAAUACAGCUGGUUUUGUAAUCCAGACUGUACCUUAUAAAACACAGCAAGACAACACCAAACCACAUGCUGCUUAUAUUACAACAGCAUGGCUCUGUAGUAGAAGUGAUCAGGUGUCGAACUGGCCUGCUCAUUCAAGACAUUUGGCUCACCAAUUCACAAAAAUAUGACAGUGCAGACCCUGAACUCUUGAGCAGCUACACUUCACUUUCAAAACUUCAUAGACUUCUUAGAGUGUUUUAGAAAAAGAGGUGAUGUGCCACGAUAGUGAACAUCCCAACUGUCUCAACUGUUUUUUAAAACACAUCCUUCAAAAUCAGUUUCAAAAUUUGUUCACUGUUUGCAUUCUUCCUGAAGAGGCCGGUUGGAUAACAUUCAUUUCUGUUUGUAUUUCAUUUUACAGAGCAUCUUAAUUUGGGGGAGGAAUAGGGUAUCACAUCUUGUAAUCUUAUUAUUAAUAUUGUUUUUUUUGUUCUAGUAAGAGUAGAGAAAAGUAACCCUCUUUUAACUGUUUCUAUUUGAAUAAUUGUAUCAAAAAGGCUCCUCGUUAUUUUUUCAACAGACUGUAAACAUAACUCUCUGCUUUUAGGGUUUUGAGGAUGCUACUAUCCUGAUCUCAACUAUCAGUCCAGAGCCUUAAGCCCAAAACAUACAGGAUCCAUGUUGACCUGCGUGAAGCUGGCCUUCCCUGGUGUAAUAUUUACAUAAAAUAUGACUUGGUAUUGUCUUAAUAUCUAAUUAACAGGUGGAUGCAUAUUUCAGCAAACAGAAAAACUGCUGAUAUAAAGUUAGUAUUGUACGUUUACAAUACAACUUAUGAAUAAAAGUCUUUGAUUCUAGUUGCUUGUUUACCUCUCGGUGAUGAUAUAUAGGCUAAAAACAGUGGGCUCAAUUGCAACAGAACACCUGAAACACAAUUAAGUUUAACCAAUCAUCAUUGAUUUGCGUUUUCUGCAUAGAAAUUAAGUCACACCAUCAAGACUCAUAAAUGCAUCAAUGAGGCUUUACAGUAUAACAAUCAUUCUAAGUGACAAUACAUAUUUUACUGUGUUAUACCUCAAUGCAAAAAUUCAUAUAGAGUGACUGAAUCAUCUUUACCAUUAAGCAUUAUGUAAAGGCAUUUGGACAUGUGGUAAAAUGCACCAUGUGUCAGAAAAGCAUGUCUCCUCUCAGGAGCUCAGACUAGCCUCUCUGACUGAAAUGUGUGUUUUGAGUUUCUAAAACAAAUGAGUUCAGUUUAUUCCCCUCAGUAAGACAGCAGCAUCACAUCGGCUUGGUUUGGUUUAGUCACUCCAUUUCUAAGAGAGCAGGAUUUGCACAGAGUCAGCUAACAGAUAUGUUCUCAUCACUCGACCAGAUAGAAGGGAAUUUCCCAGACCACCAGGAUAAAUGUUCCCUGCUUCUCCUCUGUGAGGGGCUGGCAAGACAGACACAACACAGCUCUCACAAAGUGGCCCUUGUCAGCAGUGAUUUAUGAGUUUCAUUCCGGGGAAAAUUAAUUUAGCCUCAUCAGUCCCCAGCCUGUUUUGAUACUGCCGUCCAUAUUAGCACUUCUGGGGAACAUCUAUCAUUCUGACUUGCCUGAAGCUCGAGCCAGCACGUGGCAGCAGCACCAGUCCCUGCUCAACUCGGGCCUCUUUACUGGAAAAGUGGUACAAGUGAAAUAAGAGUUGCUUACUGUCACGGACAAUUUGAUGACUUCAGAGCUUAUUUCCUCUCUGGCGGGCUUUUCUUUUGUGUGUACAACUCUUCUGAGAAAAGCUAACAGAGCAUUGAGAACAGGAUAUUGUAGGCCUGUUUAAACAGAGUGUUGGAGUGACAGGAUAAAUUAAAAAGCAACAGGAUUCAAAAAUAGACAAGUUUAAACGUUUCUAAUCUGUCGAAAUAGAAGUCAUGGUUAAACUCGUCAUAAAUAACCUCUUUGCAGAGAGUUAUGCAAUAUAUAAAAUUUACCAGAUAGAAGUUGAAACUUUCCUACAAUCAAGUUAAAAUCUUCAAUACAAACCCAAUAUCAUUGGAGAGGAUAAGGACAGGUGGAGAAAGAAAGAGAUGGACAGAGGAGAGAGUGAUCGAGACAGAUGAAGAAAGACAGUGAUAGACAGAGACAAACAACAACAGUACCUUCAGAUGUUUGCUCACAGUGACAGAGAUAAUAGAACAAGUAUGUGAACUGUAUUUCCAGGAACAGCAUGAUAAUGAUAACAAACUGAUCAGAGUUUGAUUUGUGGAACAUUAAAGUCAACAGGUCUAUAGUAAUAACACAGCAGUGACAGCAUUCAUAUGAAUGAAGCUGAGGUCAAUAAUGGAGGUUGGAAUUAGAACAAUUGAAGCAGAUUGAAAAAGUUCUACUAUGAACAAUAACUUUAUGACAGUGGGAAAAAUGGAGAGACUGAUGCUCUUGUAGUUGAAGCAGCUGUAAAGCAGACAGGUCCUCAGCAGAAGGACGUCUGCAGCAGUGAUCCAGAGGAACCUACAGGAUGAUAGAGCUCAGGGAAAGUGAUUAUGGUUUUAAAAGAGUUGUGAAAUUAAAUAUAGUUGUAUCACUUGGCGAUGUGAAUCGCUGUGAAUCGAUGUGAAGUUGUUUAUUUGGCUUUUGAAAGCUUUGUUUACAUCUGAUGAAUUUGAAAAGAUUGUUGGUGGCUCUUUGGAGAAGAUGGGGUUAACAGAGCCAGUGACAUCUGAUUCACAUUAUGUUUACUGUCCCACAGGAGGACUAGGAGUUCACAGAGAACACAAACAACACAGCAAAAAUUUAAAAAGCCUUAAAAUAGGAUGCAAAAAUUUUUUUGUAUACAGUCUAUAACAAAGUAUUGAACAAAACAAAAAGCCAGUGCUCAAACUGAAAUGGAAAUUAUCAACCAAGUAAGUUCAACAUGAAGAUGCAGUGUAGCAUGGGUGACCUCAAGGCUGAAAGAUAAAUAAGCCCUGGAGUCUUCUAGUCUUCCUCACAGGUGACUUUUGUCAAAUUGUCAAUUUCUGCCAUGUGAGUACAGACACAGGAAGUGAAAAGGACAUUUCUUUCCAGCCCACAGUACAAAAAUACAAAUAAGAAUAUGCACAACUGGAACCAUGGGCCAUUCCAGGACUCUCCAAUCCUUAGUUUUCAGUCCGUCCUUGGUGGAUUUGCUGGUAUGUUUAGGGUCAUAGCUAUGUUGCAGGGUCCACUUCUGCUUCAGUUUCAAUUUAAUUAUUGAUGGUCUCACAUGGUCUUCACGUAUCCUCUGAUACCAGGUAGAAUUCAUGGUAGAGUCGAUGAUGGUGAGCUGGCCAGGUCCUGUUGCAGCAUAGCAUCCUCGAAUCAUGACACUUUCACCUCCAUGCUACACAGUUGGUACGAGGUUCUUUUCCUGGAACGGAGUAUUUUUUGUGCUCCAAACAUGUCCUCUGCUCUGGUGUCCAAGUAAUUAAAUUUUACUCUCAUCUGUCCAAAGAACAUUAGUCCAGAAGUCCUGUUCUUUGUCCAUGUUCUCUCUGGCAAACUAUGGCCUUAAUGCUCUUCUUAGAACACAAAGGCUUCCUCCUUGCACACCUCCUGUGAAAGUUUGUUCAGUCUCUCUCUGAUUGUAGAGGCAUGUACUUUCACAUCAGCAGUUGCCAGUGCCUGCUCUAGGUCCUGUGAUGAGAUUCUGGGGUUUUUGGAGACUUCUUUAAGCAUCUUGCAGUCUGCUUUUUGGGGUGAACUUGCUUGGAUGGCCAGACCUGGACAUGUUGGCAGUUGUUUUGAAUGUCCUCCACCUGUACACUAUUUUCCGGACAGUGGAAUGGCUGAUUUCAAAAUAUUUUGAGCUCUUUUCAAAUCCCUUACCAGACUCAAACGCUGCCAAAGUACGCCAAACUGAGUGACUGAGGUUUAAAUAGGGAAAGUCUCCUUUAAAAUGCUGCGUGACAAUGUUGUAAUCGUGUGAUCCUGAUGUGAUACACCUGUGUGUGAUUUCAGCCAAUUUAAGAGGGAAAAAAUGUGGGGGUGUCCUAAUUUAUUCCUCAACAGAAAUUGCAGUUUUAUUUUAUUACGUUUAAAGAAGGUUUUGACAAUGUUUUCUUCAGUUUUACCUGUUUACUUAUAUUACUUGAAUUUCUAAUUAAUGUUAAAAUAGAUAUUAGAUAUCAAUAUAGUUAAAUUUGUCAUGUUUUCACAGGGUGUCCUAAUUGUUUUCACAUGACUGUAUAUUUAUGUGUAUGUAUGUAUAUAACACUCAUUCCUACUGUGUCUAUGUAUUAAUAUAUAUAUAUAUAUAUGUGUGUGUGUGUGUGUGUGUGUGUGUGUGUGUGUGUGUGUGUGUGUGUGUGUGUAUAUAUAUAUACAUAUAUAUAUAUGUAUAUGUGUGUGUGUGUGUAUAUAUAUAUAUAUAUUUAUAUAUGUAUAUAUAUGUGUAUAUAUAUAUAUAUAUAUAUAUACAUAUACAUAUACAUAUACAUAUAUAUAUAUAUAUAUAUAUAUAUAUAUAUAUAUAUAUAUAUACAUAUACAUAUACAUAUACAUAUAGAUUUAUAUAUGUAUAUAUAUAUAUACUCUCAUACACAUGCACAUCUAUACAUGCACAUGCAUAGUUAGUCAAAGGUCAAAUUCAUGAGUGGAUGAUCUGGACCGUCCAGUUUAGCAUCUUUGCUUUUAGGAGGUGAUGUAAAUGAAGAGAACAAUCCGUUUAUUGAAGUCAAACAGGGUUUUUUGUUCAAAUACAACUUUAUUACAUGAAUAAAACUAAACACAACAUGAUGAUUGUGAUGUAGGUUUAAUCUUUCAUAUAUCCUGAAGAGCUUGAACUCAUCUCUGUCAAUCCUCUCCAGGGGGACUGUGAGGACCACGCCACCCUGCUGUGCAGUCUCCUGCUGGGCUUUGGUCUAGAUGCAUAUGUGUGCGUGGGAACUAAACACAAAGGCACUCCUCACACCUGGGUCUUGACCCGUGGAACUGAUGGGAGCAUCACUUUCUGGGAAAGUCUGACAGCACACAGGUCAGAUCCUUUUUUAGUGAUUUCAUCCACCUGCUCCCCCCAGACCUUUUCAUUAUGAGUUUGGCUGCAGGACUGCGGCACAGAUUUUUAAAGAUCUGUUUUCAUUUUAACAGAGAGAGUAUUUAAAUAAAGGUUGUCAUAUUUUCAAAUGACUUCUCUGGUAUUAAACCCUUCAAGUUUCUCAGAGUUGAGAUGCACUGCAUUUGUCUUUUAUUUUUGUAAAACUUUGAGUUUUUCACAGCUGUGUAUUUAGAAAUCCCCUGAAAGCAUUUCCAUGAAAUGUUGUUGCCAUGGCCAGGGAACAGUUGAUUGCACUUUGGUGAUGAUCCAGUUCCCAGAUGAUGAAGAUAAAUCAUUUUUGUUCAAUUUUCUAUUUUUUUUUUAACCUUUCUUUAAUUUUACAACACAAACUCACUUUUUUUCUCAUAAAUCCAUUUAUCAAAGCAUGGAACAAGCAUUUUAUUGAUUAAUAUGAUAUUGGAAAGGUAUUCUGUUUACAGCUGUGGCAAUAGUCUUCAACAAGUUUGGUAGCAUGUUCAUAAUGACACAAAUAAGUCUCAAUGUUUCAUAUUUAUUUUCAGAUACCUGCACCAGGCCAUAGACCCUGAUGCCCCACCCUUGGCCCCCCAGCCCAAACCCUCCUCCCCCUACCGGACUGUAGGCUGUGUCUUUAACCACCACACCUUCCUGGCAAACUGUCAGCCAUCAGACUCUGUGGUUCUCUGUGUGUUCGAUUUCCAGGUGAGAGAGAGAGGUGUGUCCCAGCCAUAAUUUGACCCACAUCGGAUGGUGAUAAAAUGAUGAUCUGGGUUUGGUGGCAAAGUUACACUUCAUUGUUCUUAGUGCAGAGAGAGUUUGAUCACACUGUAAGUUCUCAGGCAGAGAGGAGAGGUAGUCUGAAGCAGAGAGCAGUGGGAUUGUGACUGGAUGUUUGUCAGUGCAAGGAUCACACCCCAGGUUUUUUGGAAAAGAGAUUUGCUGCACUUCCACAUGUCAGAAGCUUCUGUCCAAUCAUGUUACCCGAAAUCAAAGCAUUAAAACUCCUGUCCACCUUUCUCCCCUCUCCUCACAGAAUCAGUCUCGGUGGAAGGCAAUGAGCACAGAGGCUCUGAAGUCUGUCUGUGCCCCAGGCUCCACCACCUCUCUGCCCCCUCUGCCUUCACUCGGUGCCCCAUCUCUGGAUGCUGCUGCUGCCAGUAACCAGCUGGAGCUGGAGAUGCGCUUUCUGGUGUCAGAACAAAGGAAGGUAAAACAGUGCGGGACUUGCUAUGGGUCCUUUGAAGGGUAAUCUGGUUUGUUUGAAGAAGGGCUGUGUGAGAAAUUUGUCAAUAGUAAGUGUUUUACCCUCAGGGGAUGUAGGUCGGCUUGUCCCUUUGUUAAGAAAUGAGCAAGAAAACCAGACUGGAGGUCAGGCAGGUAGCUGUAGACAGGGUCAAAGCUACCAAGUAAUGUUGCUAAUUUUAGAGAGGUCUGACCCCAACAUUGGUGAUUGUUAUCAUGAAGUGUUUAAAUGUCCAAAAAAAAAAAGAGAAAUCGGUUUUUGGUCAGUCUGAAAAACGAUAACAUAAAAGACUCGAUGACGGUAUCAAAAGGACUCGAAUCAUUAAGGAGUCUUGAUAAUAAAAAUAAACAAACCCGUCCCUAGACCUGUGUCUAAAACUAAAUGAAUUUCCUGACUGUAAAGCAGAACUCCCAAAAAAGGUUUGGCUGACAUUUUAGGCGUUUGGAUUGUUCUUCUCAAAAUGAGCUGAAUUCCAUAGAAAAGUUGACCCCGUUUAUAGGGGGUGUUAGCCUUGCUUCCAGACCACUUCUCCAGCCAGUUUCUCAACCAAGUCAAAAAGUGGGCUGGUAUACUCUGGGUAAUACACCUUUCACUGACAAGUACUUCCUCCAACCCCACUUAAAACAAAGACAAACUAGUCCCUCAGAGUUAAGGGUUUACCUCAGUGUGAUGCUGCUAAGAGUUGCACAUGUUCACAAACUUGGACAGGAGAUGACUGAACGGUUUCUUUGUUGUUGAGGACCUGGAGCUGGCCACAGUGUGGGACGACCACCUGUCCUACCUGCUGUCCUCUGCGCUGUCAGCCUACGAGUUGGAGCGCUGCACUGGCGUCUCCUGUGGCAACGAGGAGUUCCAGGAUGCAGUGAGGAGGGCGGUACCUGAUGGACACACCUUCAAAGGCUUCCCCAUUCAUUUCCUGCAUCGCAACGCACGCAGAGUGUUUGCCACCUGCCUCAGGUGAGACGAUGGGCAGUGGUAAGAAAGCAGGAAACUGUCUUUUGUUUUUUUUUGAGGGACCUUGAAUACAUUAUUUAUCAUGUGUUAAACGAUAAGCUAGUACAAACUGCAGUGAAUCAAAAUCAGGGUACAACUACCCACCUGUCUUGGGGUCUGUAGAUUUUGAGAGAGACAAAUGUUUUGAUCAGCAUACAGGUACAUCUGGACAAAUGAGAAUAUCACAAAAAUAUUAUUUUCAUCAGUUUCUAUGGAAGGCCAUUCAUGACCCAACUAAGCCCUUAGUUUAAAAACAAACACACUUCCCAGAAUGUAGAUAUGUCAGUAGAAUCUUUUUGUGAUGAUCUUAAGAUUAUAAAUUUAAGAUAAAGGUAUUUUGUUUUCAUGCACUAUAAGAUCUAUUCAUCAAAUUAACAAAUAAAUAAGUAUUUAAGGCUAUGUGCAAUCAGUAAUUUUAGUUCAGGCCUUCCCUGAUGGUGGCACAGUAAAAUGUUGCCACAAAUGACUCCUCCAUGUCUGUCCAGCUAUCUAAUGUACAUGGACAUAUCAGCAGGUCACAUGUUUCACAUGGAUUUAAAAUCAAGUCAUGAAAACAAAAAAUACAUGAAGCUGUGCUGUAGGCUUUGGAAUAAGACUGAUAUUUAUGUCUGAAGAAAAAUCUAACUGUUACUCUUUACAUCCGAACAGAGUUAAUAUUAGACUCUGGACAGGGAUAGCUCUGAAGGGCAGCUGUAAAAGAUUUGAUGACUGCAAUGAAAACAUUUCAAAAUCUGCAAGAAAACAUUUCCACAGCAAUAUAUUUUUGAAUAUGCUGUAAAAAACAUUAAACUCACUGCAUUUUUUUUAUGUACUGUGAAAGAAAUUGAAGUUGCUACGUAUUUUUAUUUAUUUUUUAUUUUUUAUUUGCUGAAAAAAAAAAAUUUAAUAAAGUGUUUAUUUUUCCGUGCUGCAAAAAACAUCACAGAAACAUAAACAAACAUUUCAGUUGCUGAGUAUUUUUACCUGCUGCACCAAACAUUUUAGAAACCAGACAGGGUCGGACUAAAGAGACCGGGUGUUUUUUCUAUCUGCAAAUGAUAUUAGCCACACUGACAAUGUUGCCUGCAGUGUCUAAGGAUGGUAUUGGUUUGAAAAGAGUCUCAUGAGCACAGGCCAAUGUGGCUCUCUGUGCCUUUCUAACGCUUUUAUGUUAUAAGCAUGAUCAGGACGAGUUUGUUUUGCGGGUGGGAAACUUCAGUUUUUCUCGUUUUCCAGUCGAAUCAGUAAAAACACCCAAUAAGACACUUUCAAGUUAAAACUCAAUGCUCCUCAGUCAAAAAUUCCCAUCACUCAAAAAUGUAGGUAUUUUAGGUACUGGGCUCGGGAUUCUCUCUAUGCUGCUUCUGUAAAAUGUGGGUACUGGUCACGCUGUGUGGGGGCAGGUGGACUCUUCUCAUCCUCCGCAGGAAGUACAUCAAUUGCUUUACCAGUGAUGCAGUGUUCACAGGCUAGGUAAGGUCAUCUGUGAUGUGCACCCCCAGUUACUGAGUGCUGCUGACCACCCCCAUGGCUGUGUUAUUAUUGAGAAGUGGAGCAUGGCCAAGCGGGUUCUUCCUUAAGUCGACGGUGAUUAUUUUUAGAUUUUGUGGAUGGAAAUAGGGUAAAGUAGACCCCAACUAAAGAAGAAUGGUUUGACAUAAUUGAAGAAAUCUACAUCAUGAAAAGACUGACACAAUAUCUGAGAUUGCAAAAAACACAGAUGGAGGACGAAUGGGAGAAACUGACACUUUUUAGAAGUCAAAGCAGCGGCUAAUAUCAGGCUUGAAUGAUGAACAGGAAGUCAUAAAAAUGCUGAUUGAUUUAAAAACCAGGAUUGAUUGAAUGCUGCUACCUCCACCCCUCUCUGUCUUUAUGGUUUGAUCCGUGCAUGUACCUGUGAGCAUUCAUGAACUCACAGCUGUAAGGCUCCUUAUUAUUUCAAUGAAAAACUGAUUUUUUCUUUUGACUCUAUUUUACACAGGUCUCCAUUCUGUGAGGAGAUUGUUUGUUGUCGUGGUGACCACGUGAGGCUUGCAGUCCGUGUUCGGGUGUUUGUCUACCCUGAGAAUGCUUGUGCAGUAUGGCUCAUGUUUGCGUGUACAUACCGUUCUGUGCUUUGACCAACAGAGCCCAAAAAUCACCAGCUCAUGUUUGACGGUGACCAAGGACAGUUUUUGUAUCCCUCCAAAGUCAUUUCAGGUCUUUUUGUGUCUGUAGAUUUGUGUUUUUACAGUACAGGAGAACAUCUAGACCCACACUGAGACUCUGAGAUGAUAAACUCUGUGAACUGUAUACAGAUGUUUGCUGUGUUUACUUUGCUUCUCAUGCUUUUAUUAUCUAAACUCUUUAUUUGUACAGACAUAAAACACAGAGUUGUAUUUAUAUAUCUAUUUUUGUUAAUAAAUCACGCUGUGAUCAUUUUACUGUUGGUA
Xyrichtys novacula (pearly razorfish) is the source of this 14118-nucleotide messenger RNA. Lineage: Eukaryota; Metazoa; Chordata; Actinopteri; Labriformes; Labridae. The record is from the annotation of a GenBank genome assembly.